This is a messenger RNA of Botrytis cinerea B05.10, 1523 nucleotides long. RefSeq lists its product as hypothetical. The record is from RefSeq and is a predicted model, not a curated record. Bases 286 to 1020 code for a protein of 244 amino acids. The transcript is spliced from 5 exons. Lineage: Eukaryota; Fungi; Ascomycota; Leotiomycetes; Helotiales; Sclerotiniaceae.
GCUUGGCGAGGGGAUGGAAAUGGGUUGAGGAUAUAAAGAUGCUGGUUCCGCCUUGGAUUUGUGGAUGAUGAUUCAAUGUGAAGAUUCGCAUGAAUAGCUGUUGUGGUAUACAUUUUGGACUCGAUUGUUUAUAUCUUGGGAAGAAGUCGAGAAUAUUGUGUUGUAUGGUAUCUACCUAUCUAUCUAUAUACACAGAGUUUACCACGAGAGAAAUCUGAGUUACGAGAAACAAUUGGAGGGAAGACAAAAGAGACACAUCCAAACGAAUUCGACACUUCACUCACAAUGUCUACUUUCUCCCUCUUCAACUCCUUUCCCGCCGAAAUCCACGGGUUAAUCCUCGAACAAUGUCCUCCAAACGAUCGUACUUGUCUCCGACUUGCGUGUAAAUAUCUCUACACCCUCUCGCCCCCCAAAUACCCCGUUUCUCUCGACUACUCUCCUGAACCCGAAGUCUUCUGUUCAAAACCUGAAGUAUCACAUCUUUCUUCUGAUGUUCACAAACAGCGCUUUCCCAUUCGCAAAUGCGGAUUAGGAGCACAGCUAUGCCAUGAUCGUUCUCUCACCUACAUGAACAUUCUCCGUGCCGCAGAAAAUCUCCCCCCACUAACACGAAAGAAAUGUCGUGAUAAUUAUUGGGCCGAUCACUGCGAAUGUUUCUCCCGCUCGGGAAUGUUGCACAAACAGUUGCAAAAAUGGAUGCCGAAGAACAUGAAAUACUGUAGCGAAUGUAGUGUUUUCACCAAGAGGAGAAAGAGCAAAAAAGGUCGAUGUACUCAUGGCCGCAAGAAACAAUAUUAUCGCAAUGGCCACAUCAGAUCGAAUUUGUGGACAAAUCACAAAGGACGUGGUGGUUAUUAUCGUAAAUUAUGGAAGAAAUGGUUCAACAACUCCGCCUUCGACAAUUUGGAAGCUCGUCUGCGUCUCGGCAAGCGAAAUUCCAAUACUCGCUACAAUUUACGAACAGAAUAUAUGCCUCGUGCUAGAUAUUUAGAUACGACUUGGUCGAGACAUGAGUGAGGUUGGAUUUGAGUUUGGCGAUGGGCUGGCGUUGAUUUGGGAGUAGUGGUUUGGGAGUAGUGGUUUGGGAGUAGUGGUUUGGGAGUAGUGGUUUGGGGGUAGUGGCUUGGGAGUACUGGUAUUGGCAUUGGCAUUGGCAUUGGUGUUAGUAGUAAUUUCAAUUUUUAAUUUUUAAUUUUUUCAUGAGGCGAAAAGAGAGUUUUAAUCUGAACGAAAGAAAGGGGAGGCGGGCGGCCAAGGGCGAGGAUCAAGAUAAAGAUAACGAGAAAGAGAAACAGAAAGAGAAUAAGAAGAAAGAGGAGAAACGAGAAAGGAAACAAGAAGAAACAAGCGAGGACAUCAACACAUCAACAAUCAAACAAUCUCCUCCCCAACUCCCAAACACUCACUCAUACAGAAAUGUACACGUCUAAAAGCACAAACAAACAAACAAAGAAAUAAAGUAAUCUUACAUGAUGAGAAUCUACCUAACAAUCCAAAUCUCACAAAUCUAACCUCUCACA